CAAAGAUCUCGGUGAUGCACGGGGAAAUAACUCGGUUCAAGGUGCAUAUUAGUUGUAAAGGAAAAACAAUCUGCACAAUCACAUUCACGCCCCACAGGUAUUAUUAUUAAUUAUGAGUUAACCAAAAUGUAUGAUUUAAUUUUAAAGUCAUCAAACUGAAAUAUAUUUUUUAGUAUUAAUAACAGGACUAAAAUACGACAUUGGUGAUCGUUCAGUUUAGAUGCCCAAAUAAAUUCACAAUUUCAUUUUGAAAAAAAUAAAUUUAAAUAAUAAUAAAUUAAAAAUAAUUAAUCUAAUCAUUAGGCUAAUGAAUUGUAUGGAAUUUAAUGAAUUAAUCAUUAUAAACACAACUAAGGCAGUUGUUAUACACUUUAACUUUUAUAAUUUAAGUUAAAACAGUAAGUCAUAAAGCUUUGGACUUUGCUAUUUUUUUGAUAAAACAGUAUGAUGAUAAAAAAUGAAAGUCAACAAUACUGAUACUGAUAAUUUUCAGCAGUCAUAGUAUAGCCAAGAAAGAAACUGCAAAACAAUAAUAACAUGUCAAUGACAUUGUCGUUGUCAUUCUUGAACUUGUGGCAGGUGGCUGCCAUUGAAGAAAGAACCGUAUAUUAGACUUAGAGUUAGAGACUUUUUGAAGUCACUGUCAUGGAACUUCCAUCUCUUACCAUCCUUCACUGCUGCCGUUGGCGUUUAGGCGGCAAGGCUAUUGACAAGAAGCACAGGUGAACAGAUUGUGUUUGGCAAUGAAACCACGUUCAGCUGGCCACCCAAACUGUGUGCAUACUUCUGACAACUUGUUAAUCAGAUAUUUCUGGCAACAGCAUUGGCAGGGUGUACUUGUCAUUUUGCAGACGCAUUCUGAUAAUUAAUUGCUUUUGGAUUGACAAUGGUUGUUGGAGCUCACAGUCUUCCUGCUAUUUAUAUGUCAGAAUUUAAUUAUUUAAAAUAAAAAUUAAAGUUUACAUUAAUUUAAAACUAGACAUCCAGAAUUUGCACAGACUUCAAUUCAUUAAAUAUAACAAAUUUGAAUAAUUUGGGCACUUAAACUGGAUGAUUAUCACAAGAUGUUUUUUGAGUAUUACUCUUACACCUAGGCCUAACUAUAAGCCUACUAUUAUAUCAUAUGCUACUAUUACCUAGUAAAUAGGCCUAUUAAUUAUUAUUAUUAAAUUAGUAUAUGGGAAUUGUGUCAUUUUAAUUUUAGGCCUAUUUAAUUUUUUUAACUUUUAGAUUUUUUGUAGUGGAAGUUUACUAUUUAGUGUUUUUACUCUCACUGUCUUAAUCUUACUGUCUUACCCUUACACGGCUAUUGCCUAUUGUUUAGUAAUUGACCAUAUGUGGCUUUAGGCCAAAGAUGUGGUAUAGGCUUUUUUUUUUUUACUUCUAAAAGACCUUGUUAAGGCAAUUAAUUUUACUUCCAAGUUAUGCAAAGUGUAAUUUACCUCUUGGGUCUGGGAGGAGUAAUUGGCAAUGAUAUGUUAACGAUUAGACUAAUGCAAAAUUUAAAUAGUGAUCGUGCUAGAAUCGGUCUUAUCAGCUACACCCUCAGACAGAAUCAGCCCCAAUGCAAAUCUGAUGAUUAAAAUGGUCUUGACAGAUUGGGGGUGGAGGAUAACAUAACUAGGCCAAUAUUUUUAAGUAAAAGUAGAAGCAUUAGCAAUUAUUAUUGCAUGUAUCUUGACCUAGUUUUAUUACAACUUAGAGCUCAAGCAUCCACCACUCCUAUCCCCCUUCUUUUGUUUUGCUUUGUUAUUGACGUCAUCCAUUAAAUGUGUAACACUCGGCUCCACCCUCUCCUCCCUUAAUUUGAAAAAGGUUUUUUACACUCUAAUAUAUUAUAGUUUGUUAAUAGUAAAUGAAUUGAAUAGUUAAUUAGAACACUAGUAGUAGUUUCUACCAGUCAUCUCAAUUGACAAAAUUAAGAAAUAAAUAAAUGGCUGCAAGCAAAGUAGGAUAGGCCUUCUUUUUUUUUCUUUCACCUCAUUAACUUUUAAUGUAACUAAUAACAAGGAACAUCAUCAUCAUUCAUAUAGACCCAACUAAUAUCAGUUAUUAUAAGGACUGCCCUAUGUUUACCACUGCACUUGAGGCUGCUAACAAAAAUUUUGUCUUUAUGAAAUUUCAGGUCUAAAAAUGGCAAUCCCACACAAGUUUUUACUAGCUCAGGCCUGCUUAUAUCUGCUGCUGUUUAUUCUGUCAUUCUUUGUAUGCGUUCCUGCUGGUGUAAAUGUCAGUGAUUUCAAUGGUCACUGCCUUCUCUAUUCAUCUGGGAAAUGGAAUACUACCUCACCCUCUUCAGUUACUUUGCAAGAAGUUGACUGGGGACCCAAUAGUGCUUGCAAUUUUACAGUAUUUAUUGGGGUCAUUUCAUUGAUUACUUCUCUGUUGUACUUGGUGUGGACAUCUGUUCUGCUGGUCAAAAGUAUAGAAAGGUAAUAUAGAAUAGAUUCUUCAGAAAGUUAAGUGAGGUUACAUAAUUUUAGUAAGACUCAAGAGUCAGAUGUAAUAUAUGUAAAAUAAGAGUGCUGUAGUAAAGUUUGUACAAAAAGUUUAGUGAUAUGCUGUAUAUUGUUGAAAAAGUGAGUGAGGUAGUAUAAUUUGCACUUGCAGCUGUCAAAAAUUAAUAAAAAGCAACUAUUAAAUAUCAUUGAAGAGAUACAUUUUAAAAUUUUAAUGAGACAAAGCUGGACAAUAUGGCUUUUUAGCAUUUUAAUUUAGAAUCAUGUAGAAUUAUUGUCUGGGUUAAAUGUUUAUAAAUUUAAACAUUUUUUUUUAUCAGCUCUUGGUGCGAUGCUUUUAUCAAUCUUAUGGUCAAUUCCAUCAUCUGUGUUUGUAUUUUCUCCACUGCAAUGAGUGUUAGUGUAGGCUUCAGAGAUUGGUGUCAGCUAAUUACAAACCCUGUUUCUGGAAUACAAAGGUAAAAAGGCCAAAGAUGUUUUCUUUACUAAUUUAUUCACAUUAUGCUUACUGAUGUGAGUUACAUGGUUUGAAAUAAAGUUUUUGUUUCCACUAUCAAAAGAUGAAUAUUAAAUAUAAUACAAUCAAAAAGAAAAACUACAUUUUUUAUUAAUAAUAAAUAAACUUGCCUGCUCUAUUGUUCACAAAUUCAUAUUCUAAGAUGCCACCCACUCAACUCUCAAAUAUGGCUUCUCUUUAGCAUAUAGGAAUACAUUCAACAGUAAUUAUUGAUUUUUAUUAAUAUUUAGUGUUCAAAAGUGAUUAUUUAGCGAAUAACAGAAUACUUUUCACAUUAAUUAAAUCUAGGUUAAAAUAUAAUAUGGUCUAUUGAAUUGAAAAAUAUAUUAAUAUCUAUAUCUUCAGCAUUUAUUCUUUGAAGUGAAAUUUGAAUUUUCUUUUUAGAAUUCAAAAUGUAAUUUGAUCAAGUAAGUUUAUGUUUUUAUUAACACACAUUUGUUAACUCUUUUUUUAUCAGAUGUGAGGAAGGUCAGUACUUGCAUUUUGAUGAUGGUAUAGGUAUCAACCCUGAGAACUUCUAUACCCAAUGGCAAAUGGCACAGGUAAUAUUAAGGAUGUUUUUAUUUUUUUUUAUAUUUGGCAAACCGAUUAUUGUUCCCAGAUUCACUUUCAAAUUGCUCUUCAAAGUCACGUGAAACUGACAUAUGAUAUUCAUAGAAUUGUAAGUGGCAGUUGAAUGUUCAUCUUUUUUUAGAACUGACCAAGCAACUCUAAUCUAAUGAUACAAGUUACCUGUGGUUUAUCACAGAACUUGACCAUGUGCAGAAUUUAGUUUUGUUUGUUGACCAAUAAUUGAAAUGACUAAUUCACUAUGUUGUGUAACACAUACCUUCAGAACAUUGUCAAACUCACAAUCCCACAACAGCUGACCACAGAGAUCAUUAUGAAUCCUAGGCAAAACACAUUUAGAGUUCAUCUAUUUUUUUAAAUGACAGCCUUUACCCCAAAAUAUUCUGUCACCACCGGAUCUUCAAAUCUGAUACCGUUCAGUUUUUCAUUUUUUAAAAUUAAUCUGAACUUCUUUUAUUCAUUAAACAUUUUUUUAAUGUCUGGGAGUUUAAAGAUAUUUGUACAAAAAAUGAUUAAAAAAAAAAAUAAUGAAAUUCUAUUAUUAAUUAUUGCGUUGUAAAAAAAACAACUGAUCAUCAGUUUUAAAAUCAAUAAUGUGAUAUCUGAUUAUUGUUAUACAUCAAAUUAUAACAAGUAAUAGAAAUAUUUAAAAAGACAUAACCAUGUUUUAACUAAGUUUAUAUGGUUACCUGGAUUAAAAUACUAGUUGUAUAACUUUACCUUAAGUAAUAAAUUAUGAAUUAAUUAUUUUACCUACUUUGAUCAAUAAUCAGUAAAACCAAAACUCCCCAUAUUAUGAAAGUUUCCAUUGUCACUUUAAUUAUCAUUGUUAUUUCCUGAACAGUUUGGAAUAUGGAGUUGUUGGCUCACAUGGCUAGCUUUGUCUGUAAUGUCGGUGGUUCGUUUGUACCAGUACCAUCGCCAAGAAUCCUUCUCUCAGAGCAUGAAUCGUGAAAGACAGCGUUUGCUUGCACGAGUGGGAAAGAGUUCUGAGCCAGCAUAAAUAUUCUACUUCAGUACUUUCUUAUUAAUAAGUUUAAAAUAAUACGAUUCACCAGUUCAAAGAAAAUUGUUUUUAUUUUAUCUUAAGAUUUCAGGAUCAUAAAAUAAUAAUGCAGUUUUAAAUGAAAGUUCAAAUUAAUUUUCUCUAAAAAAAAAAAAAAUUUCAUUCCUUAUGCACCCGUUCUAAGAAAAUACACAUUUUUUUAGUUUAAUAGCAGUAUCCUUCUUUGAGCAGAUUCAGAUAAAUAUACAUUUAGACGCAGUUUUCACUUUCUACAAUGACAAUAUCUGUUAUCAUAGUAUAUCCCUUAGAAUGAUAAAACAGGUUUUUAUUAAAAUUUAAUGCAUCUGCACAAACAAACAAAAUCAUGUGUAAUCUACUUAUAAUCUGGUAUACAGGUACACUAUUAAUCAUUAGGAUACAAGAUUAACCAAAAUUCCUUACAUUGUUAAAUAGAGAUUGCCACUAUACCUUUUAAGAACUCUUAUGCAAGGUUUAAUAUAUCAAAUGAGUUAGAAUUUUUUUAUUUAUUCAGGAAGCAUUGACUGCAGUUAUAAUGCAAUAUUUUAAAAGUAAAAUAUGCUCCAAAAGGUAUAUAACACAAUUUAUAAAGUCUUAUUUUUUAAAGUCUGAUGGCCAAACUCCUUCCAUAUUCCUUAUCUCUAUUAUAUAAAUAAUGAUAUGAUAACGAUUGCAAUCACUAAAAAAAUUUUAAGUUCCUUAUAUCUUUCAAAUUGUAUAGAGACUUCCUUGCCAUUUUUACUGUUAAAUGCUAGUUAUUUUUCACUCAAGCUUAAAACAUGGUUAAAUAGUACCACCCCCAUGGGUUGUCUCUAAGUAUUAUUGAACAUGUCAACAUGGUGCUUUCAUACUGUCACUUUUUUAUUGCUUUUUGUAAAAUAUGCAAAAUGUUGUUUUUUUACAACAUAAAGUUUAUUAUUUAAAAAGUUGUAUAGCUUAUCAUCGUGUUACGGUAAAACAAACUUAUGAUGCAUAUCAUUUAAAGAAUCUGAGGAGAUUUUCAAUAAAAUAUAUGUCAGAAUUAUAUUUAAAUGAAAUCCUUAGAGUUUAACUAAUAAAUUGAAAUAUUUUGUCAAGCAUCUUUAUUAAGCAAGAAAUUCACUAAUUCUCUUAACAAAAGGUAAGACUAUCACUGGCAGACAUUUAUUUAGAACACAAAACUAUUCAUUAUUGCUGGUUGAUGAUUUGUGCAAUAAAUAAUGUAAUUAAAAACAAUUUAAAGAAAACCUUAUUAGGAACAGUAUUUACAUAUGCUGAUAAUGUUACAUCCUCUUUUGUGGGAUGAGAUUAAUCUCUUAUAGCCCUGGCUAAUAUUUUGGCGGCUUGUCUCAUCUGGUGGACGUCACUGUAAAUCAUGUUUUCAAUGCAGGUCUCUGGGUACUGACCCUCUUCACCCCACCCCCCCUUCCCAUUGCCGGGGCAGUCAACCACGAGAUGAGACAUGGUCUCCUCUGUCUGGCAACAAAAUCAGCAGUUGGGUUCCCUUCUGCUGAGCUUUGGCUAACAUAGAGUCUAACAUGAAUGUUACAUAUUAUUUGUAUUUUUUUAACUUACACCUUUCUUUUGAUGCUUAUUGAUAUUUCUAAAAGAGAAUCUUUGCUAUCAUAUAACAAUAAUGAAUUAUAUUAUUUUCUUGUUAAAUUCUAGAUGAUGGUGUGUAAAAAUUACAUCUAUGGCUAAAAAAAUAUGAAUGUUUGUUAGGUUUGCUCUGAUUUAUUGAAUAAUAAAUCAGUCAUCUCCGAUUUUGCCAGGUAUGUUGGGAUGAAUCAGCAAAGUGAAAUAAGCAUUAUUUGUUUAGAAUAAAAGUUGUUAUAUAGGUAUCUAAAGUGAUCAUUCUAUUGAACAUUCUUCUAAUAAACAAAAAAAAAUUAAAUAGUGAACUCAUUUAAAUUAAGAGGUGCUGGAAACUAUUCAAUUCUUGUAAUAGUGAACAGGCCAUUGAAAUCUCCUUUGGAUUAAGACUAAAUUAAAGAUGUACUAUAUUUUGGGUUAUAAAAUAAAUUCUCAUCUAAUUAAUUAGUGAGCAGUUAUUAUCAGGAUAUUAUUGAUUUAAUUCAUGUGUAAA
Lymnaea stagnalis (great pond snail) is the source of this 6635-nucleotide messenger RNA. The record is from the annotation of a GenBank genome assembly. Lineage: Eukaryota; Metazoa; Mollusca; Gastropoda; Lymnaeidae.